GUAGUCAGUCAACCUACACCAGUCUUUUGUUUGUGACUCGCGCGCAACCGGGCCGACGCAUGCGCGUAAAUGAGUUAUAAAUUAAAAAGUGUUUAAACAAAUAAUUAGUGAAAAUGGCUAGUUUUAUGCUACAUGUGACUGUUUUGUGUUUUGUUAAUUUGAUUUUGGAAGCAACGGAUGGGCUUGCGGUGCCAUCCCGACGAACGUGCGUGAUUGGCGCUGGGUACGGCGGACUUGCGUCUGCGCGGUACCUCAAACAGUAUGGCGUCGAAUUCACCGUGUUUGAGGCGCAACGGAGCCUUGGCGGGAACUGGAGAUUCCAGACUGAUUUAGAGGAGGAUGGUCUGCCAGAGUUCACGGGGAUUUAUAAACAACUAAGAACAAAUACACCGCGGCAGACCAUGGAGUUCGCCAACUGGUACUUCCCUGACUCCACACCGACGUAUCCCAGUGGUCCCUGCUUCUACAAAUACCUGAAAAACUUCACCAAAGAGUUCGAUCUCGAGAAACAUAUAGAGUUCCGCUCUUUAGUGACGUCAGUGAAAUGGGCGGGCACCCAAUGGGAGAUCUCAUACACGAAGACAGACACCAAAGAGAACGCAACGGCGACGUGUGGUUUCGUGAUCCUCGCCACCGGACAUCUGGGGAAGCCAAAGAUACCUAAGUUUGAAGGCCAGGAUAGUUUUAAAGGCAAAAUAAUCCACGUCCAAAAGUACAAAGACCCCGAGCCCUUCAGAAACCGACGAAUCCUCCUGAUCGGCGCCGGCCCUUCAGGUCUGGACUUAGCUACGCAUUUGACCAAUCAGAGCGCUCGGUUGGUCCACAGCCAUCAUUUGAAGUACAACCAGCCGUAUUUCGGGGAAAAUUAUGUAAAGAAACCUGAUGUGAAGAUGUUCACGAGUAAUGGUGUGGUGUUUGAGGAUGACAGCUUUGAAGAGAUUGACGAUGUGAUACUUUGCACAGGAUACGAGUUCGACUUCAGCAUUCUACACGAGAGCUGCGGGCUGACAGUCUCCAGCAAGUUCGUGCUGCCGGUCUACCAGCACAUGGUGAACAUCCGGAGACCCAGCAUGGUGCUGCUGGCGCUGCCUAAGCCGAUCAUCACCCGGGCUAUUGAUGUUCAGGCGGAUUACGCAGCGUCGUUGGCAGCGGGUAAAUUCGAGCUGCCCUCACAAGAGACAAUGCUCAAGUCAUGGCUGCAACACGUGUAUUCUCUACAGACCAGGGGCAAGAAGAUUGUCGAUGUUAACUUCUUGGCCGACCAGCAGGACCAGUACUUCGCCAACCUCACCGCUGAAGCCGGCAUCACGCGAGUGGCCCCUGUACUAACCACAAUAAGGGACUUCAACGCCAAAAACCGCCUCGAAGACUUACUCAACUACAGGGACUAUGACUACAAAGUACUAGAUGAUCACAACUACGACAGAUUCUACAACCCGAGGAAUGAGACCUGUAAUAUUUUAGCCUGAUUAGUAAUUUUGUAUAGUAGGUAAAAUAGAAUAGGAAUAGAUCAGCUCUCUGAAGCCCUGUGGCAGUUAGUCACUUUCUAACACGGCUGCUGUUUGCUCUAGGAUUGCAAGUAGUGCCUUGAUAUGUAUCUUGAAUUGCAUAUCACAACUACCUACAGCAAAAUUUCGUGAUGUAGAUGGAGUUAGACAAACUUCGAUCUUACAAUUGUCAUCUUGGCUACGUACCCUGAUCUGAAGUUGUCGCGAGCGGGACUGACUGGGGCUUCAUGUGAAGACCGCCUUAUUUCCUAGCACCUGUAAUAAUUCCCAGGCAUCAGGCGACCUGUGGUGAUUGGCAGUUUAUAAUAAUUAUCCAUUAUCCAUGCUAAAGAACAAAAACUAGAAUUAUGCACUAAUAUGUGCAUUACGCUUUAAUUUGGAUUAUAACGAUAGUUACCUAUUGUAGAUAGUUUUGUAUAAGUACAAAUAUAUAAGAUGUAACAUUGA
Molecule: messenger RNA, 1955 nt
Organism: Cydia fagiglandana
Lineage: Eukaryota; Metazoa; Arthropoda; Insecta; Lepidoptera; Tortricidae
Gene: FMO1
Product: senecionine N-oxygenase-like
Exons: 8
Coding region: 114-1469 (451 amino acids)
Molecular function (GO): flavin adenine dinucleotide binding; NADP binding; N,N-dimethylaniline monooxygenase activity
Source: RefSeq, a predicted model, not a curated record